GGCGGGAGGGCCCGGCGGGAGCGCGGCCGCCGCCGCCAUGAAGGGCAAGGAGCGCUCGCCCGCCAAGGCCAAGCGCUCCCGGGGCGGCGAGGACUCGGCAUCCUCCUCCUCCUCCUCCCGCGGCUCCAAAAAGCCCAGCGGCUCCUCCGGCAGCGGCGGCGGCGGCUCCAACGGCGGGAAAGCGGCGGCGUCCGGCGAGAGCAACAGCGGGAGCGGCCGGCGCGGCGCCCACACGGACAAGGGCCGCGCCGGCAGCCGCGAGUACGAGAGCGGCGCGGCCGCGAGCGGAGGGGGCCGGCACGGCUACAGCGGGAAAGCCGCGGAGGCGUCGCGGAGCAGCAGCAGCCGCGGCAGCGGAGAAUCGCGGGCGGCCGCCGCCUCCUCCUCCUCGGAGCCGGGCGAGUACAAGACGCUGAAGAUCAGCGAGCUGGGCUCGGCGCUCAGCGACGAGGCGGUGGAGGACGGGCUGUUCCACGAGUUCAAGCGGUUCGGCGACGUGAGCGUGAAGAUCAGCCGCCUCCCGCCCGGCUCCGGCUCCGGCACCGACGAGCGCGUGGCCUUCGUGAACUUCCGCCGGCCCGAGGACGCGCGGGCGGCCAAACACGCGCGCGGCCGCCUGGUGCUCUACGACCGCCCGCUGAAGAUCGAGGCCGUCUAUGUCGGCGGCGGCAGCGGCCGCCGGCGCAGCAGCCGCUCCCCGGCGCUGCUGGACAAGGAGUCUCCGUACGGGGCGGCGGCGGCGGUCGGGGCUGUGGCGGCGGCCGUGCGGCACCCGCCGGCCGGGGCCGCGCAGCGGGCGCUGUCACCCGCGGGCAGCGGCGGAGCGCUGGGGUACCGGGACUACCGGCUGCAGCAGCUCGCCCUGGGCCGGCUGCCGCCGCCGCCGCCGCCGCUGCCGCGGGAGCUGGAGAGGGAGCGGGACUACGGCGGGUUCUACGAGGCGCGGGUGCGGCCCGCCUACGGGCUGGAGAGGGUGGCCGGCGUGGCGGCGGCCGGGGGCUUCCGCGGAGGAGGAGGAGCGGGAGGAGGAGGCGGUGCCGGAGCGGCCGGCGAGGAGGAGAUCAGCCCCGAGGAUGACCAGAGAGCCAACCGCACCUUGUUCCUGGGCAACCUGGACAUCACCGUGAGCGAGUCGGACCUGAGGCGGGCGUUCGACCGUUUUGGGGUCAUCACCGAGGUGGACAUCAAGAGGCCAGGCCGCGGGCAGACCAGCACCUACGGGUUCCUGAAGUUCGAGAACCUGGACAUGGCGCACCGGGCCAAGCUGGCCAUGUCGGGGAAGGUGCUGCUGCGCAACCCCAUCAAGAUCGGGUACGGCAAAGCCACCCCCACCACCCGGCUCUGGGUGGGCGGCCUGGGGCCCUGGGUGCCCUUGGCCGCCCUGGCCCGGGAGUUCGACCGCUUCGGUACCAUCCGCACCAUCGACUACCGCAAAGGGGAUUCCUGGGCCUACAUCCAGUACGAAAGCCUGGACGCGGCGCAGGCGGCCUGCACACACAUGAGGGGCUUCCCUCUGGGGGGCCCGGACCGCCGGCUCCGCGUGGACUUUGCCGACACCGAGCACCGGUACCAGCAGCCCUACCUGCAGCCCCUGCCCCUGCCGCCCCCGGCUCACUACGAGCUCGUGGCAGAGGCGGCUGCUUUUGGGGCUCACCGGGGAGCUCCCCCCGACCCUCUGCGGGGGGCCCGGGACAGGACGCCACCGUUGCUUUAUAGAGACCGCGACAGAGACCUUUACCCCGAGACAGAGUGGGUGCCCCCGCCGCCCCCUGUGCGGGACAGGAGUAACCGGGCGGCUGCCUACGACCCACUGGAGAGCCUGGAGCGCCGCCGGGACGGGUGGUCCUUGGAGCGGGACCGCGGGGAGAGGGAGCUGGGCAGUAGCAGUCGGGAUCAGCCCAGGAAGCGGAGGCUGGCGGAGGACGGAGGCCGGCACUUGGACCGCUCCCCCGACAGCGAGCGCUCCUCGUCCUCCCGAAAGCGCCACUGCCUGGCCACCAGCUCCCCGCCGGACCGCAGCCCCGAGCUCCUGGGGGGCCGGGAGCGCUACAGCAGCGACCCCGAGCGCUCGUCCCGCCUGCUCCUCUUGGAGCGACCGUCCCCGGUGCGGGAAUCCCGCCGGGGCAGCCUGGAGCGGGGGCAGAACGAGAAGCGCGACCGCAAGAACUCGGCGGAGCGCGAGCGGAAGCACCGCGGCGGUGCCGCCGCCCAGGAGGGCAAGAGCCCGGCCAAAAAGGAUGAGCGGGCGGCCGAGGGAGGCGGGGGAGGCUCCCGCCUCAAACCCCCUCCCCAAAAACAGCAGCAGGACGGGGCGGCGCAGGCUGGGGCGGCGCCCAAGCUGUGCUUGGCCUGGCAGGGGAUGCUCCUGCUGAAGAACAGCAACUUCCCGUCCAACAUGCACCUGCUCCAGGGGGACCUCGGUGUCGCCAGCAGCCUCCUCGUGGAGGGGGCCACGGGGGGGAAGGUGGCCCAGCUCAAGAUCACCCAGCGGCUCCGGCUGGACCAGCCCAAGCUGGACGAGGUGAACCGGCGCAUCAAGGUGGCGGGGCCCAAUGGCUACGCCAUCCUCUUGGCCGUGCCCGGCGCGGCGGAAAACCGCGCGGCUGCCGGAGCCGCCGAGCCUGCCACCACCUCCACGCAGAGGCCGCUCAGGAAUCUGGUGUCCUACCUAAAGCAAAAGCAGGCUGCAGGGGUGAUCAGCCUCCCCGUGGGGGGGAACAAAGACAAGGAGAACAGCGGGGUGCUGCACGCCUUCCCACCCUGCGACUUCUCCCAGCAGUUCCUGGACUCUACGGCCAAGGCGUUGGCCAAAUCCGAGGACGACUAUCUGGUCAUGAUCAUUGUCCGGGGGGCGUCCUAAGGGCCCUCGUGUUCUGUUCCCAACCCUGCCUACUCCUCCACCCAGCCCCUCCAGCGUGUGCCAGGUGCUAUGGGAUACAGCCUUAGCCAGCCCUGUUGUUAUUUUAAUUAGACCUUUGUUUGUAGGUGACUUUCCCAGCCUGAUUUUCUGUUACUACGUUUUUCUAUAAAGGUAGAAGCCAGAGAGGUUGGUUUAGGCGUAGUGUGAAUAGGAUAUUUUGAGAAUUCCCUAUCAGUGGGGACAGCAGGGAGGCUAGGCCUGCUUUGAUUUAAAAAAAAAAUAAAAAAAAAAAAUAAGAAAAACGAGAACUGGGGAGGGGGAGGGAGGGGGAAAAGAAAAAACUCCCGUCUUCUUGAUUUUGAUUCGUGUCCUUUUUUCAUUUCAUGUUUUUUAAAGCAAGUCCAAGAGCUUGUCCUCCGACAGAGCUCCAAACCCAACAGACCAGGUUUAAAGCACUCGUUGGAAAUGGAAAACCACACGUUUAGUGACAGACUGGUGUCAGCUCCUUUUUUGAGCCUUUGAAAUUCCGUGUGGGCCUUGGGGAUCCCUUCCCUUGGGAGCUGGAAUGGUUUCCCCUUUGGGUCGAGUGGAUCAAGGUUGAUGUUUUACAGGUGAGCAGCACCUGCUCUCGGUGGCACAGCAGAACACAGUUCCUUUUGGGAAAGGAAUUCCUUUCUCAUCCAGCCCUCCCCCCACCCCCAGGUGCAUGCACUGAAACUGGGCUUUUUCCCAGGUGUAUCCCCCCAUUUCCCGGUGUAUCCCACAUGUUUUGGGUUUGUAGCAGUGAGGAGGUUUGGUGACAAGCUGGGAACUUUGUUACAAACCAGGAAUGUUGUGCUCACUCCUGUGUGCAGGAAACAAGGAGGUGCUUUAAGGAGAACUUGAGUUCUGUUGUGGGUUUUUGGUUUUACUGCCUUUUUUGUGUUUUCCAAGAAUUGCAGGUACAGUGGGGUCUGGUUCCAAACUCUGAGUAAGUAAGUGCUUCUCUCCAGAGAUGCUUUUAAUUCUGGGAUAAUUUAAUUACAUAAAAGUUCUCAUUAACAUUUUACCUCUUUGUUAAUAGCAAGGAACUGCUGUCUGCUAGGGACUCUUCAGGUACAGUGCAGUGGGCAUUACAUGAGGUUUAUAAUUUUCUAGGCACCUGGAGGAAAAUGGUUUUAGCAUCUUGGAGAAGUAUUAAAAAUACUCCGAGAUGCCAAGGUUUGAGCUCUUGUUCCUGUGAUUCAAGGAUGAAACAGUUCUGCUUUUUUUAUUUUUUCUUUUCAAAGAACAUAGUUAAUUUUCUCUUAUUUUUCCCCAAUAAUUGGGCACUUUUCUUCAGCUGUCUCAGCCACUUUGGUAAUCCAGGCAUUUAGGAGGGAAGAAGGGAUUUAAAUCCCUGAGGGGAUCUAAAUCCCCAGUGCUCUGUUUAACAACCAAAAGGAUGUUGCAGCAACUUCUAAACUGAAGUGUAAAUCUGACUGUAUCCCUUUACAAGCCCCAAAAUUGUGAUCUUGCACUUAAACCCAGAAUGUAAUCUUGCACUUAGCCAUGUUUUCAGGGAUUUGGGCCACGGAAAAGCAACGCUGCUCCAAUAGAUUCCUUGGGUGAUGGAUACAGGGAUGGGUUGAUUUGUGCUACAACUUGAUCACAUUCAAAAUGGGGAAUAGGUUGUGAAUAGGAGAUGAAGGAGGAAAUGUCUUGAAUGUGUUGUAUGGGUGUAACUGAACUUGCUUGAGUUUCUGCCACAAAAAUAGAAAUUUUUGUUACUGAGCCACUUUGAUUCCUUUAUCUGCCUGGAACGAGUGGACACCGUGUCCCAAGAACUAAGAAUUCCAAUGUGGCAGGAGAUUCUGGUUUUACAGCUCCUUUUCUUUCUAAAUGAGAAGAUAAAAGCCUCAUUUAAUGCUCUUAAAUUUGAGGGGUAAAACUCAGGAGUUCUGGGUUGUCCUUCAGGGUGAAUGUAAGAGAUGGCAGAAUUCAGCUGUUCAGCUUCCUAUUAACAACGAGAAUUUUGGGGAAUGACACCUUAAAUGCAAAUCACUGUGUUUUGGAAGAUCCAGAGUGUUUACCACUUAAUGCAAAGAAUGUUUUGGUUGGAGCAGGUGUCUGUUGUGUGUCAGCAGGGGAUCAACUCUGUUCAAGUGCUACUUGUGUUCAGAGGGGGUUUUCUCAUUGCAUCCGACACGAAUCAUUUGCAGAGUUUUCUAGGAAAGAAACUUGAACCUCUGGGAAUUCAAAUCUGCCCCAAACCAGGAAAAAAAAAGCACUAAUGUUUGUGUUGGACACUGGAAGUCGCUGAGAGCAGCGUUUGUUCCGCUGAGGCAUAGCAGGCACCUGCUUAAAAGCCCAUAAAACUUGGGGUCAGCGUGGCUGGUCAAGGCAAACUCAGUGUGGGAAGAGCAUCCUGGGUGCUCUUCCGCUUUUCUUGGAAAAUCCUGAUGGUUUUAACUACCACUGGUUGUUAUGAGCCAAACUGUGCUGCGGUGGAGGGUGAAAAGGAGCAGGUGAGGGUGUGUUUGACUCCAGGUUUUCUGGCUCCUUAUUUCGUGGAGUAUCUCCUUUAAAUCUGGUUUGUUUGUGGUGGCUGCUCUGUUUUGCAAACAAGGAUUUUAACACCCUUUGAGGGUUCUUAUGACAAAACAUUGACUGGCAGCCCUUUGCCAGCAGUGGAUUCCAGUGCUGCCAUCCCGCAUGGGCUGUGCUUUCCUCCUUGGUCUGAGGGAUUCCCCAUUGGAGUAACUGUCCACUGAAGUUGUCUUGGCCAGGGCUGAGCAUUCAGAAGCCCGUGGGUGAUACCACUGUGUGCAGAACAAAGUAGAUGUAGCAGUUGCUGGCUCUCUCCUUGUGUCUGGCAUUCCGUCGCUCCGGCGAGAGCUCGGUUUUCCUCCACAUUGUGUGCAGCUGAUGUUCCUGUAUUUCACUGGUGUGUUGGAUUAGCCUGGAAAAAGGAUGUCCUUUUCCUGAAUCAUUUCACCCUUGUGCUUUAUGCUUUAGGGAAAGAACCUCAAAUGACUCAUAGUUUUGUUGGAGAUUUUAGUUCGUUGGUUUUUUUUUUCUUCUUUUAAUUAGAAACAUUACGCAACUUCCUUGGCCUCCAUCCAGUUGCUUUGUUUGCUCCUGUUGAGCUGCUGUGGUGGGAACACCAAGGUUACUCUCAAUCCAGAGGUUUUAGGGUCAGAGAUACCAACACAUCCUUGUCAGCAUUGCAGAGAGAAGGGCCAGGCAGGCAAAUCUUGCCUUCUCUCUUUUGUUUUCCCACGAGGAUGUUAAAGAUGGAAUAUUUCGGUGACAACUUUCUCGGCUCCUGUGGAGAGCAGAGAAUGAGCUGAAAUUUCUUCCACGGGUUUGGGAACCCUCUGGUUGAUGGCAACUGAGGUGAAAGGCCUCAAGUGUUAAUGGGAGAGGAGGAGUGAAUCAAAAUUGUGAAGACAGGUUCAAAAACUCUGAGGACUCAGGGAAAAAUGGCUUGGAAAAUGGUAAUUCCUGGCUCUAAGUGAAACAGUGUUGAGGGACUCCUGGGGAGUCUGUGUGCCCGGAGGGGAAGAAAUGAUGCCGUGUGGCUCUAGAGCUUUUGGGGUUCUUUCCCCUUUGUCCCCCGCUUUGUAGCAUUGAAGGACAGAUAUUCCAAUGAUUCAUAGACUGAACGACGAGGUGAUUUUUGCAUCAGGCUUAAAACAGCCCGGCUGGUUCAGAGAAUGGUUCGUUGAAUAUUCAACUUCUUGCAGUUCUGAUUGUGUGCGAACGAUGGCUGAGAAAUAUGACUUGAAUAGUAACAAUUUUCAGUUCCAUGGGGUGUGCCUGUGAUUUGACCUUUCCUUUACUGUUGGCGCAGCCAAACGAGGGCAGAAGAGCUGUGUAACAACACUACAUUUCAUGGUUUUGGUGAUAAGUUGCCUUCAGGAAAUAACCCUGGGAGGAAAGUCAACCCAAUUAGCCGUAAUUGGGUUGGUUUUUCUCGUGGUUAAUGGUUUCAGUGUGUCCCAUCAGCUAUUACUGCAAGUUGGGUAAUCCUCAGUACUGUAAGCCUAGUUUAACCUUGGUCCAAAACGAAGCCCUGCACUACUUGUUUUGCAUCUCUCCCUGGAAGGCGACUUCAUUCCGAGGUUUUGUGCCCGCGGGUGGAAUUGGUGCUUUUUGAAAUCCAAGUAGAAUAUUCAGAAAGGCCUCGUAGCUGUUUAUGUUCAUCUGUAUAAUGUAGGGAGGGGGAAAAAAAACCCAAAUCUGGUGUAAACAUUUGUACUGAAAUAACGUUUUCUUUCCUCCUGCAAGCAAAUCUGGUGGACUGCAGAAGACAUGGGAUACCAAGCUCUAAAUGGACCUUUGGGAAGAGAAGCUGUGGCUUAUGUGGAAUUUCCAUGGGCCUCCUGAUGGAAGAAAGCUUAUCUGUUUAGUAUUUGUGCAUUUUACUAAAAAUGGCAGCUUUAAAAAAAAAAAAAAAAGUUGUGUAUCUGCUAUUGUGAUGCCAAUGCCCGUGUUUUAAGUGGAAAAAAAAAAUGACCUCUUUGCUUUGUGCUGUGUACACAAGAUUGCUGGAAAAAAAGUAAAGGAAUACCCUUUUUAUGGCUCACACAGCUUGAAAGUAGCUGUCACUCAAACAUGCGCUCACAGUUGAGCUGAUUUUGUUUCAUUCUAAAUAAAUUGUUUCUUUUGAGGAAAAA
Pipra filicauda (Wire-tailed manakin) is the source of this 7500-nucleotide messenger RNA. RefSeq names its product RNA binding motif protein 15 (gene RBM15). The transcript has a single exon. NCBI's taxonomy places the organism in Eukaryota, Metazoa, Chordata, Aves, Passeriformes, Pipridae. Gene Ontology annotation, molecular function: mRNA binding. Gene Ontology annotation, biological process: regulation of alternative mRNA splicing, via spliceosome. Gene Ontology annotation, cellular component: nucleus. The record is from RefSeq and is a predicted model, not a curated record. Bases 38 to 2860 code for a protein of 940 amino acids.